Sciurus carolinensis (gray squirrel) is the source of this 4229-nucleotide messenger RNA. It is a transcript of the gene Zhx2, whose product is annotated as zinc fingers and homeoboxes 2. The transcript has 4 exons. Gene Ontology annotation, molecular function: DNA binding; DNA-binding transcription factor activity, RNA polymerase II-specific. The record is from RefSeq and is a predicted model, not a curated record. Gene Ontology annotation, cellular component: nucleus. NCBI's taxonomy places the organism in Eukaryota, Metazoa, Chordata, Mammalia, Rodentia, Sciuridae. Gene Ontology annotation, biological process: regulation of transcription by RNA polymerase II. The coding region runs from base 463 to 2976 and encodes 837 amino acids.
UCUGUCUGUCUGUCUAGUAGGCUGGCUUUCCCCCUCUUUCCCACGGAGCCCGAGCCGGGCGCCGGGUGGGGAGUGGGGAGUGGGUGGGGGGAGCCAGCAGAGUUCCAUUUUGGAACGCCCGUGCCUCGUCUCCGCGCUCCCAGCCCGGGUCCCCGCGUUCCCAGCCCCGGCACAGGUCUCACCACACUGGCUGCUCUUGGAGCCCAGCUGGAAGGAGGUCCCCAGGAUGUAAGCCUCACGAGAUGCUAUGACGCUACCCGGUGUCCACGGUGAUUGGUGCAGUGACACUUUUCUGUGCUGAGAUCAUUCUGAAAACUCCAAGAGGAGACUACAGCAUUCAAGGAAGCCAAAGCCAUUUGAGGGAGAAUAAAGCCAAAAGCCUUUUCUCUGAUUUAUUCCAAGAAUUUCACUGCCCUCUCUCUCCCUACCCCCUCCAAAAAUUAGCUACUACACACAGGCGGCAUGGCAAGCAAACGAAAAUCCACAACCCCGUGCAUGGUUCGGACAUCACAAGUGGUGGAACAAGAUGUGCCCGAGGAGGCAGACCGGGCCAAAGAGAAAGGAAUGGGCGUGCCACAGUCCGACACGGCCAAGGACAGCUGGGCAGCAGAACCCGAAAACGCUUCCAAAGAAAACGAAGUCAUCGAGGUGAAAUCGAUGGGGGAGAACCAGUCCAAAAAACUCCAAGGCGGUUAUGAGUGCAAAUACUGCCCCUACUCCACCCAAAACCUGAACGAGUUCACGGAGCACGUGGACAUACAGCACCCCAACGUGAUCCUCAACCCCCUCUACGUGUGUGCCGAAUGUAACUUCACAACCAAAAAGUACGACUCCUUGUCUGACCACAACUCCAAGUUCCAUCCUGGGGAGACCAACUUCAAGCUGAAGUUGAUCAAGCGCAACAGUCAAACCAUCUUGGAGCAGUCCAUCGAAGCCACCAACCACGUGGUGUCCAUCACCACCAGUGGCCCUGGAAGUGGUGACAAUGAUCCUGGGAUCUCAGUGAGCAAAACCCCCAUCAUGAAGACAGGAAAACCGAAAGCAGAUGCCAAGAAGGCACCCAAGAAGCCAGAGGAGGCCACCCACGAGCACCAUACGGAGGGGACAGCCCGACUGGUGACAGACACUGCUGAGAUCCUCUCUAGGCUAGGAGGUGUGGAGCUCCUCCAAGACACCUUAGGACACGUCAUGCCUUCUGUACAGCUGCCACCAAAUAUCAACCUUGUCCCCAAGGUCCCCGUCCCACUGAAUACUACCAAAUACAACUCUGCCCUGGACACAAAUGCCACCAUGAUCAACUCCUUCAACAAGUUCCCUUACCCAACGCAGGCUGAGUUGUCCUGGCUGACAGCUGCCUCCAAGCACCCAGAGGAGCACAUCCGAAUCUGGUUUGCCACCCAGCGCUUAAAACAUGGCAUCAGCUGGUCCCCAGAGGAGGUGGAGGAGGCCCGGAAGAAGAUGUUUAAUGGCACCAUCCAGACAGUACCACCGACGAUCACUGUGCUGCCCGCCCAACUGGCCCCCACAAAGAUGUCACAGCCCAUCCUCCAGACAGCUCUGCCAUGCCAGAUCCUUGGCCAGACCAGCCUGGUGCUGACUCAGGUGACCAGCGGUUCAACAACCGUCUCUUGCUCCCCCAUCACACUGGCUGUGGCUGGAGUGGCCAACCAUGGCCAGAAGAGACCUUUGGUGACUUCCCAAGCUGCCCCUGAGCCCAAGCGUCCACACAUCACCCAGGUGCCAGAGCCUCCGCCCAAGGUGGCCAACCCCCCACCCACCCCAGCCAGCGACCGAAAGAAGACCAAGCUGCAGAUAGCACACCUCAAGGCAAGCUUCCUCCAGAGCCAGUUCCCCGAUGAUGCUGAGGUCUACCGGCUCAUCGAGGUCACCGGCCUCGCCAGAAGCGAGAUCAAGAAGUGGUUCAGUGACCACCGGUAUCGCUGUCAGAGGGGCAUCGUUCACAUCACCAGCGAAUCCCUUGCCAAAGACCAGCUGGCCAUCGCAGCCUCCCGACACAGUCGCACAUACCACCCGUACCCAGACUUUGCCCCCCAGAAGUUCAAAGAGAAAACACAAGGUCAGGUUAAAAUCCUGGAAGAUAGCUUUUUGAAAAGCUCUUUUCCUACCCAAGCAGAACUGGAUCGGCUAAGGGUGGAGACCAAGCUAAGCAGGAGAGAAAUCGAUUCCUGGUUCUCAGAGAGGCGGAAGCUUCGGGACAGCAUGGAACAGGCUGUCUUGGAUUCCAUGGGAUCUGGCAAGAAGGGCCCGGAUGUGGUGGCCCCCAACGGUGCUCUGUCUCGACUCGACCAGCUCACAGGUGCCCAGUUAGCCAGUUCUCUGCCCAGCCCUUCACCAGCAAUUCCACAGAAUCAAGAACAGGUUCAUCUCCUGAGGAGCACGUUUGCAAGAACCCAGUGGCCCACCCCCCCGGAGUACGACCAGUUAGCGGCCAAGACCGGCCUGGUCCGAACUGAGAUCGUGCGUUGGUUCAAGGAGAACAGAUGCUUGCUAAAAACUGGAACCCUGAAGUGGCUGGAGCAGUACCAGCAGCAGCCCAUCUCAGAUGACCACAGCUACGAUGCAGCAGCAAGGAAAGCAGCAAAACCAGCCACCGAGAGCCCCAAGAACGGAAGCGAGGUGGGGCAGCAAUGUCACAAGGACCCCAAAACACUCUGCGAAGAGGACUUGGAGAAGUUGGUCCCCAGAGUCAAAGCGGGCAAUGAGCAAGCAAAAGACUGUCCACCACCCAAGCCCUCAGAGGCCACCUCGGACAGGUCAGAGGGCAGCAGCCGAGACGGCCAGGGCAGCGACGAGAACGAGGAGUCAGGCGUUGUGGACUUCGUGGAGGUGACAGUCGGAGAGGAAGAUGCCACCUCAGACAGGUCAGACAGCUGGAGUCAGACCGCAGCAGAAGGCGCGACGGAACUGGCGGAGUCCGACUCUGACAGCGCCCCUGCCGAGGCUGGCCAGGCCUAGACAGGGAAGUGCAGCAGAACCUCUGUGCUGAUAAAGGGGACACUCUGUCUUUGAAGAAUGAAGAGAACUUCUGGGCCAUGGGCCACCUCGCCAGCGACUCCAAGUGGAACUGUUGAGCCCGCGUGUGCCUGGAGGGUGCAGGAACCCCAGCCACCAACGCACCUCCCAGAGAGCCAGUGGGAAUUGUUCAUAAUAGUGCCAAAGUCCUACACUGCGUUUUCAAUGGGUCCCUGUACAUAGUUUGCUCCACUGCCCUGGUCCCCGCCUCUUGCUAUACUGGAACUGAUUUGUACAAUGUGGGAACUUUGUUACCUUUUUAAUGGAGGGCCACUUCCUUUCCCAGCACUUCCAUUGUCAGACUUUUUCCAGGAAGGGGGGCUAACCACAUUACUUUUCCCUUUUCUCUUUUUCUGUUUUUAUUUUAUUAACUGGGGGAGGGAGUAUUAGUAUUAGUGCCAUUAUAUCUACUGGACUUUAGGUAGGGAGAAUUUCUCUUUAAAUGAUGGUAGUUUGAAAUUUGGAAGAUGUCUUGGUGGGAAGGACUGAGGUUGGGCCUCUGUCUCAGCCCCAAGUGGGCUUCAGACAUCAGAUCUUCCACAUCAAACCCCUUCCCAGUUCUUCCCAGCUGCCUUGCGGGUCCCCGCCUUAGCCACAUGCAGGCCUUUUGAACUGCUAAGAGGGGGGUCUGACUUCUCAACCCCUUGGCCUCUUCUGCAGCACUGGGAGACUGGGUAGCAGGUGGCUGUCCUCUUUAAGCACCUUUUUAAAUACCAGCAGAAAGGGCUCCCAUGAUUGUUAACAUCACCAUUACACUUACAAAAUUAAAACAAAAAUGAUCUUCCUCUCUAGAUGGUACACAGAUGAGAAGCUUUGGUUUUCAUUUCUCUUCUCAACUGCCUUUAUUGGUGUGGUGUUUGACAAGAUUUCAGCUUGAAGCCUCACCAUGAAUUGAUUUUUUGUUUGUUUGUUUUUGUGUGUGUGUGUGUGUAUUUGUUUUGGGUCAAUUUUAGAUACCUGAGUGCACUUUUUUUUUUUUAAGUUAGUCCUAACUUUUAAAGGAAAACCAAGAGACAUAUUUGGUGUAAAUGUUGCAAUAUGAAUUAUGUUUGCAAUCCCUUUUCUUUCCCACCCCUCCCCUUCGAGUACACUGCACAAAUAAAAUACUAGGGAGUUUGAAUCAAAACCAGUUUUUCUAACUUGUUGCUCAUUUGUUGGAACUCAAUAAAGCAAAGACUAAACAUUUUUAUAACCUU